UUGACGGGUACGGUGCGGUGACGUGACGGUCAGCUUUCAUAAUACAAUAAAAAUGGAGAAACUUAUUGAAGAAGUUAAAAAAUAUCCCAUGUUAUAUGAUCCAUCCGACGGAAAAUAUCGGAAUACGGAAUAUAAAGAAAAAGUUUGGAGAACGAUUGCGACAACGCUAUGUGCAAAAGGUGGUGCUAAAGAAUGCAAGAAGAAAUGGUCGUCUGUGCGCGACCAGCUACGUCGAACCAUUAAUAGGAGGAAAAAUAAAUCUGGACAAUCUGCUAGUAAAAUAAGGAAGUAUAUACAUGAAGAUAUUCUUCAGUUUUUGGUACCUUUUCUUAGCGAAAGAGAAAGCCUAUCUAAUGUAUCAGAGGAAUUAACAUUAAGUGAAGAGUCUGUUGAAUAUCUUUUGAAUACGGAUCCCUUAGAACAUACAACAGAUUUUACAAGUACAUCCUCAUCUCAACAUUCAUAUCACGAUUCAUUUGAACUUAAGAAAGAAACCCCCCGAUCGAUUACACAACCACUGGAAACAAAUCUGGUAGAUGCCUUUUUGGGCGCCAUUGCACCUAGUUUAAAGUCGCUAAGUCCGAUUCUUUUGCAUGAAGCAAAAGGGAGGAUUUUUGAAAUAGUGCAGGAGUUAGAGUUGAGAGAGCUUCAAAUGAAUAAAUAAUACACGCGAUUCAAAUGAAAAUACCAAC
This is a messenger RNA of Phyllotreta striolata, 692 nucleotides long. Lineage: Eukaryota; Metazoa; Arthropoda; Insecta; Coleoptera; Chrysomelidae. The record is from the annotation of a GenBank genome assembly.